Diatraea saccharalis (sugarcane borer) is the source of this 855-nucleotide messenger RNA. The record is from the annotation of a GenBank genome assembly. Lineage: Eukaryota; Metazoa; Arthropoda; Insecta; Lepidoptera; Crambidae.
AUGGCUGAGGAGGUGUGUCCCGACCAAAAAAAUAAAUUUGAAAAUAUAAGUCUUUCUGCAAGAACGUGUACCCGGCGAACUGAAGAUUUGGGCGAUAAUUUAUGUCAGCAACUCCGGGAAAAAGCACAACAAUUUCAGUGGUUCUCUUUGGCUACCGAUGAAAGUAAUGACGUUUCAGAUACUGCCCAGCUUUUAUUAUUUAUUCGCGGAAUCGAUAAGAACUUUAAUGUCUAUGAGGAGCUUUUACAGUUAUGUAGCUUGAAGGGAACGACAACAGGGGAAGAUUUGUUUUGUAACUUAGAACAAGCGCUAGUUUCAAUGCAGUUACCAUGGAAAAAAUUGGUAAGUGUAACAACUGACGGAGGCAGGAACAUGAGUGGACAAAAUAAGGGUUCGGUCGGUAGAAUUAUGACGAAACUGGCAGGGAUAGGGUGUACCAUCCCGUUAUUUUUUCAUUGCAUUAUCCACCAAGAAGCGUUGUGUUCCAAAGUCCUAUCAUGGAAAGAAGUAAUGAACAUUGUGGUAUCGACUGUAAACUAUAUCAGAAAAAAUGGAUUGACUCAUCGGCAAUUCCAGCAGUUUCUGUCAGAUAUGGAAGCAGAUUAUCGAGAUGUUGUUUAUUAUUCUGAAGUGAGAUGGUUAAGUAGAGGAGCAGUACUGAAAAGAUUUUUUGAUCUCAGAAAAGAAAUCAACACUUUUAUGAAUGAACAAGGCAAAUUUAUUCCAGAGCUAACAGAUACUCAAUGGUUAAUAGACCUUGGAUUUUUGACAGAUGUAACUCAGGAGUUAAAUACGCUGAAUGUAAAGCUUCAAAGUAAAAAAAAACUAAUCUCUGAUAUGAUCACACAGACGUAA